AGAGAGAGAGACAGACACAUAUAGACACAGAUAAAGAGUGUGUGAUGCUCUUAGUCUCGUGUGGAAUAAUCAAGGAAGCAGCUCAGAAAAGGAACACAGAAACUCCUGAAGUGCUUUAUUUUUGGACGACUACCUCUUUAAUUUGACUUUUCACCCCCCUCUGUUAAGCAGAUCCCAACCUUUUUUGUUUUCUUUGAACUUUUUCUUUCUAAUUUCUUUCCUCUGUCUCAAUCCCACCUUCUCCUUCAGUAGUCUGCAUCCUUGCUCCACCUGCUGUGUCCACACUUUUCUAUUUCUUCCGAAGUGGUGGCGGCUGUUGGCUCUGUGCUGGUUCUAGAUGGCUGAAUAAGUGGUAAAAAGGUGGGGGGGGGCUUGCUCUGGUGGUUUUGCUGCCGGGGGUUUGCGAAGUUGCAGUUAGGACCAGGACAAGCAGGAGGAGGAGGUGGUGGAGGAGGAUGGCGGUGGCUCUGGACGAAGUGUGGGGGCGGGUGAAGAAUGUCUGCAAGCAGAACGGACUACUCAUCCUGUCUGUGCUGGCCGUGGUCAUUGGCUGCCUGCUGGGCUUCUUCCUCAGAGGCAAGCAGCUCUCUGAGCAGGAGGUGAAGUACUUCCAGUUUCCCGGAGAGCUGCUGAUGAGGAUGUUGAAAAUGUUAAUUUUGCCCCUUGUCGUAUCCAGUUUGAUGUCAGGUCUGGCUGCCUUGGACGCCAAGUGCUCCAGCCGCCUGGGCAUCAUGACCAUCUCCUACUACCUCUGGACCACGUUUGUUGCAGUGGUAGUGGGCAUUCUCAUGGUAUACAUCAUCCACCCGGGUGGAGCUGCUCAAAAGGAGGACUCUGACGAGAGCAAGAAGCCAAUGACCAGCUCUGCUGACGCUCUGCUGGAUCUCAUCCGCAACAUGUUUCCAGCCAACCUGGUUCAAGCCACUUUUCAACAGUAUCGAACCCAGAGAGUCCCUGAGCUCAUCCCCAAACCAACGGUGGCUCAGCUCCUGGAUGAGACCACUACGCGCAGGGUCUACAUCUACGGCAUCCAGGAUGACAAUGGCACAGAUGUCCAGAAUUUCUCCCUGGAUCUUACGCCGCCACCUGAUGUCAUCAUGAAAACAUCACCUGGUACCAGCGAAGGCAUGAACGUGCUGGGGAUUGUAAUUUUUUCUGCUACCAUGGGAAUAAUGUUAGGAAGAAUGGGACCCAAUGGAAGUGCUUUGGUCAACUUCUGCCAAAGUGUGAAUGAGGCAGUUUUGAAGAUUGUUGCCAUUGUCAUCUGGUAUUUCCCCUUUGGGAUCGUGUUUCUGGUUGCCGGUAAGAUCUUGGAGAUGGACGACCCUUCAGCCAUGGGGAAGAAGCUGGGUUUUUACGCCAUAACGGUGGUAAUGGGCUUAGUGCUACACGGCCUAUUCAUCCUCCCGGCCAUGUACUUUUUCAUCACUAAGAAGAGCCCUAUCGUUUACAUCAGAGGCAUUCUGCAGGCCCUGCUCAUCUCCUUGGCCACCUCCUCCAGCUCUGCCACUCUGCCUAUCACCUUCAAGUGCCUCCUUGAGAACAACCACAUCGACAGACGCAUCAUCCGCUUCGUGCUGCCUGUCGGGGCCACCAUCAAUAUGGACGGCACCGCACUCUACGAGGCCGUGGCAGCCAUCUUCAUCGCCCAAGUGAAUAAUUAUGAGCUUGACUUUGGACAGAUCAUCACAAUCAGCAUCACUGCCACUGCAGCCAGUAUCGGUGCAGCAGGAAUCCCACAGGCUGGACUCGUAACCAUGGUGAUCGUGCUGACCUCUGUGGGUCUGCCCACUGAUGACAUCACUCUCAUCAUUGCUGUUGAUUGGGCUUUGGAUCGAUUCAGGACCAUGGUCAAUGUGAUGGGUGAUGCACUGGCCACAGGCAUUAUGGCUCAUAUCUGCAGAAAAGAUUUUGUCAAAGAAGGGGAGCAGGUGCCUCUGAUCUGUGAAACUAAGCCCAUGAUAAGCAUCCAGCAGAUGAUGACCUACCAGAACCAGAAGAAUGGCUGCUAUCAGCCGCCUCCACCAGGCAGCAAGCAGGGCCACCUCUCCCCGGACGUGGCUCGCCUGAUGCAGCUGGAGGAGGGUAUCCGGCCGCUAGAGAGGAAGAAACACGCUCACUCCUCUCACCACAAGAGGGAGCACAGGGACAAGGACCACUGUUCUGUUGAUAUGAACGGGCUGGAGACUAAUGUAUAGAAGCAGCUGCCCUACUAACAGCUACUGGCACGUCUACAGCUGCGGGAGAGGAGGACAAAUUAAAGAUUGAGGUGACUCACUUUUUCCCCUCCGAGAAGGAGAGCAGCCCAGGGUGGAUGAAUGUAGAUGACCCUGGGAAAAAAACAAGACAAUUUAUCUUUUUCUACAUAACCUAAAUAAUGAUCUGCAUUUGACUGUGUAUGUUUGUGUGUGUGUGUGUGUGUGUGUGUGUGUACAUAUAUGACAGUGUGCUGCUCUAGCUGAAGGACAUUUCAAACCGGAGAGCUGAUGCCCAUCUCAAAGGAGCGGAAAUAGCGAACACAAUAGCAGAUAUAAUUAAAGGAACCUAUCCCUUUGUGGACUGUGGGGGGGGGGGGGGGGGGCAGAAAUCAUCUCUUUUUAUUCAUUGUGAUCUGGUUCGGUAUGAUUUUAGCAUAAUAUUGGUUGGGGUUUUUGUAUAUUUCUUUUUUUUUUGUGUGUGUCAUUCUGCUCUGUAUAAUAAAACUAAAAAUGUUGCCUGAGCAUUCUUCCAAUAAAUUCACUGAUGCAGUAACUUGCACAACAAAGAGACAAAGAAACCUUUACUUUAACACAUGCAACAGUUUGGUUCACAUUCAGGAAAAAAAAUUGUAAAAUAGGCUAAAAAUAAAAAGGGAUUAUUUACAAUUCCCCAAAUGUUCGCAGCUACACCUUUACCUACACUUCUCUGCCUUGUUGUCCUGAGUCCAAGUGAGUACUCUGCCUCAAACCUGCAGUACUGUACAGUUAUUGCCAGAAUCAAGACAAAAAGAUGAUGAGGGUCACAAUGAAAACAAAGAUGAGUGUUUGCCCUUGUGUUGAAGUCAUGUUAAGUUUUCUUUGCACCCUAUUGUAUUUCCUCUUUGCCUUAAACGACCAAAGGAGAAGCAUGCGGGACCAGUGCGCUACUGACAUACAUACAACAAGUUGACAAUCACAGAUCAAAAUCGGAACUCUUUCCAUAUGUAUGCGAUAUAUGCUGUACAUGUAUUUCAAAAGUUUAAAACAUGUAGAAUUUACUAUCAUGUCAGUAUGUUUCAAGAUCUGCUAUUCUGUAUUUGUAAAAAGAAACAUUUCAAUGUAGUCCAAAAUUUAUAAAAAUGUAUCAACUGUAAAAA
This is a messenger RNA of Sander lucioperca (pikeperch), 3334 nucleotides long. RefSeq names its product excitatory amino acid transporter 5-like. The transcript is spliced from 11 exons. The record is from RefSeq and is a predicted model, not a curated record. Gene Ontology annotation, molecular function: L-glutamate transmembrane transporter activity; neutral L-amino acid transmembrane transporter activity; glutamate:sodium symporter activity. NCBI's taxonomy places the organism in Eukaryota, Metazoa, Chordata, Actinopteri, Perciformes, Percidae. Gene Ontology annotation, cellular component: plasma membrane. The coding region runs from base 456 to 2198 and encodes 580 amino acids. Gene Ontology annotation, biological process: L-glutamate transmembrane transport.